AUGCAAAACCAAGAUGUUACCAUUGAGAAGCUUGAAACACAAGUUGGUUACCUAUUCAAUCAGACUUCUAACAACAACAGAAGUAAAAAGGAGGAGUGUCAAGCUAUCACUCUUAGGAGUGGGAAGGAGCUGAAGGGAUUUGACCAGAAGAAACUAGAAGAAGAGUCAAUUGAGGAAGGAGAAAAGCAAGAUGGAGACCAAAGCCCAACUUCUAAAAGUCAAAAAGAAGAAGGGAAGCUGAAACCGGAUGUCCUGAGAGUUCCAUACCCUCAGCAAUUGAAGAAAAAGGGAGACGACAACCAUGCUAUCAUUCAGCACAAAUUACCCCAGAAAUUGAAGGAUCCAGGGAGUUUUCAGAUCCCCUAUGUCAUAGGUGAGAUCACGGUAGAGAAGGCUCUUUGUGACUUAGGAGCCAGCAUCAAUUUGAUGUCAGUAGCUAUGAUGAGGAAAAUGAAGAUCUAA
Messenger RNA from Arachis duranensis, 462 nucleotides. RefSeq lists its product as uncharacterized. Bases 1 to 462 code for a protein of 153 amino acids. The transcript is spliced from 2 exons. Lineage: Eukaryota; Viridiplantae; Streptophyta; Magnoliopsida; Fabales; Fabaceae. The record is from RefSeq and is a predicted model, not a curated record.